This is a messenger RNA of Papaver somniferum (opium poppy), 642 nucleotides long. RefSeq lists its product as uncharacterized. The transcript has a single exon. The record is from RefSeq and is a predicted model, not a curated record. Lineage: Eukaryota; Viridiplantae; Streptophyta; Magnoliopsida; Ranunculales; Papaveraceae. The coding region runs from base 1 to 642 and encodes 213 amino acids.
AUGUCCUUUAAAAGUGUUAUUGAUAGAGUUGAGAAAAAGCUCCAAAUUUGGAAACCUAAGAAUCUGUCUUGUGCUGCUAAAUCUACUUUAAUUCAUACUUCUUCUACUACUGUUCCUAUGUAUCAAAUGAAUUGCUUUAGAAUCCCAGUUGAAGUUUCUAACAAGAUUGACAACAUUCAGCGAGAUUUUUUUUGGGGAAAAGAUGUCUCUGUUAUUAGAGGAAUCUAUCCAAAAGCUUGGGGUAAAGUUUGCAUCCCAAAGGAGUUAGGGGUGAUGGGAUUUCUUAAUCUUCGGAGUUUCAACAGUGCAAUGUUAGCAAAGAUCAAUUGGAGACUUGUACAGGAUCCAGAUGCUAUGCUAGCUCAGGUAAUGAAGAACAAGUACUAUCCGGAACAUAGUCUCCUUAACAACGAGAUAGUGUGUCAUGCAACUUCUUCUUGGGGUUGGAAAAACAUCAACAAAGAAAUGCCCAAAAUCAGGUACAACUCUACUUGGGUGGUGGGAAAUGGGAAGACAAUACGAAUCUGGGAGGAUUGGUGGUGCAUUGAGAUAGCUGGCAAUCCUAAGCCUUUGAAUGAACAAAGCAUGAGUGUUACUUAUGUUGCUGAGUUAAUGGAGUGCAUUGGGGACAGAUGGAAAUGA